Messenger RNA from Lates calcarifer (barramundi perch), 6888 nucleotides. RefSeq names its product argonaute RISC component 4 (gene ago4). NCBI's taxonomy places the organism in Eukaryota, Metazoa, Chordata, Actinopteri, Centropomidae. The record is from RefSeq and is a predicted model, not a curated record. Gene Ontology annotation, molecular function: RNA binding; protein binding.
CAUGCGCAGUUACAAAUCGUCAGAGGCAGCAGCGAUAGCUCAGGUCAGUCAGUCCAGUCAGCAGUCAUCCGCGCAUCUAUCUAUAUUCCCUUUUCUUAAAUUAGCCACUUUAAGCUUCGCGAUACCGCCCCCAAUUUCAGCGUCGGUACGGAGCCGGCAGGCCGGGACAGAGACGGAGAGAGAGGCCUCGGCCAUGGAAGCGCUCGGACCCGGCCCGCCCGCCCCUACCUCUCUGUUUCAGCCUCCGCGGCGUCCCGGCCUCGGCACGGUGGGGAAACCCAUCCGGCUCCUUGCCAACCACUUUCAGGUGCAGAUUCCCAAGAUUGAUGUCUAUCACUAUGAUAUCGACAUCAAGCCUGAGAAACGGCCUCGAAGGGUCAACAGGGAGGUGGUGGACACCAUGGUGCGGCACUUCAAGAUGCAGAUCUUUGGAGACCGACAGCCUGGCUACGACGGGAAGAGGAACAUGUACACAGCACAUCCACUGCCAAUAGGGAGAGACAGGGUGGAUCUGGAGGUGACCCUGCCUGGCGAGGGGAAGGAUCAGACGUUCAAGGUGUCCUUGCAGUGGGUGUCCGUAGUCAGUCUUCAGAUGCUGCUGGAAGCCCUGUCAGGCCACCUUAACGAGGUCCCUGAAGACUCUGUUCAGGCUCUGGAUGUCAUCACACGGCAUCUGCCUUCCAUGAGGUACACUCCAGUGGGGCGUUCGUUCUUCUCCCCUCCGGAGGGCUACUACCAUCCUCUUGGUGGAGGCAGGGAGGUGUGGUUUGGUUUCCAUCAGUCUGUCCGUCCUGCCAUGUGGAACAUGAUGCUCAACAUUGAUGUGUCAGCCACUGCUUUCUACCGUGCGCAGCCUGUGAUAGAGUUCAUGUGCGAGGUGCUCGAUAUACAAAACAUCAAUGAACAGACCAAACCACUGACAGACUCGCAGCGCGUCAAGUUCACCAAGGAGAUAAGAGGCUUGAAAGUUGAGGUCACACACUGUGGUCAGAUGAAGAGGAAGUAUCGUGUGUGCAAUGUCACGCGCCGACCUGCCAGCCACCAGACGUUCCCCUUACAGCUCGAGAACGGCCAAGCCAUGGAGUGCACAGUAGCUCAGUAUUUCAAGCAGAAGUACAAUCUGCAGCUCAAGUAUCCACAUCUACCCUGUCUGCAAGUAGGGCAGGAACAGAAGCACACCUAUCUUCCCCUGGAGGUCUGUAACAUCGUAGCAGGCCAGCGCUGUAUCAAGAAACUGACAGACAACCAGACGUCCACCAUGAUUAAAGCUACGGCUCGCUCAGCCCCCGACAGACAGGAAGAGAUCAGCAGAUUGGUCAAAAGCAACAGCAUGGUCGGGGGCCCAGACCCUUACCUGAAGGAAUUUGGCAUUGUGGUACACAAUGACAUGACAGAGGUGACAGGGCGUGUUCUCCCAGCGCCCAUGCUGCAGUAUGGGGGCCGGAAUAAAACCGUGGCCACACCCAACCAGGGCGUGUGGGACAUGAGGGGGAAACAGUUCUACGCCGGCAUCGAAAUCAAGGUCUGGGCUGUGGCCUGCUUCGCUCCACAGAAACAGUGUCGGGAAGACCUGCUCAAGAGUUUCACUGACCAGCUGCGAAAGAUCUCAAAGGAUGCUGGGAUGCCCAUUCAAGGCCAGCCAUGUUUCUGUAAAUACGCCCAAGGAGCUGACAGCGUGGAGCCCAUGUUCAAACACCUCAAAAUGUCUUAUGUAGGUCUGCAGCUGAUUGUGGUCAUUCUGCCUGGAAAAACACCCGUAUAUGCUGAGGUAAAGCGGGUGGGAGACACCCUCCUCGGCAUGGCCACCCAGUGUGUCCAGGUGAAGAACGUGGUGAAGACGUCCCCUCAGACCCUCUCCAACCUCUGCCUCAAGAUCAACGCCAAGCUGGGCGGCAUCAACAACGUCCUGGUGCCUCAUCAGAGGCCCUCUGUGUUCCAGCAGCCGGUCAUCUUCUUAGGUGCUGAUGUGACACAUCCACCAGCAGGUGAUGGGAAGAAGCCGUCCAUUGCGGCUGUGGUGGGCAGCAUGGACGGCCACCCCAGCAGAUACUGCGCGACAGUGCGAGUCCAGACGUCCAGACAAGAUAUGUCCCAGGAGCAGCUUUUCAGUCAGGAGGUAAUCCAAGAUCUGACCAACAUGGUGCGGGAGCUACUCAUCCAGUUCUACAAGUCCACACGCUUCAAGCCAACACGCAUCAUCUAUUACCGUGGUGGCGUGUCUGAGGGACAGAUGAAACAGGUGGCGUGGCCGGAGCUGAUCGCCAUCCGCAAAGCAUGCAUCAGCCUGGAGGAGGAUUAUAGGCCGGGCAUUACCUACAUUGUGGUCCAGAAGCGUCACCACACUCGUCUCUUCUGCUCUGACAAAGCUGAGAGGGUUGGGAAGAGUGGUAAUGUCCCAGCUGGCACCACAGUGGACAGUACCAUCACACACCCGUCCGAGUUCGACUUCUACCUGUGCAGCCAUGCUGGGAUUCAGGGAACCAGCCGUCCCUCCCACUACCACGUCCUGUGGGAUGACAACUGUUUCACAGCUGAUGAACUGCAGCUCCUCACCUACCAGCUGUGCCACACCUACGUCCGCUGCACUCGCUCUGUCUCCAUCCCAGCACCAGCCUACUACGCCAGGCUGGUGGCUUUCCGUGCCCGCUACCACCUGGUGGACAAAGACCAUGACAGUGCUGAAGGCAGCCACGUUUCAGGCCAGAGUAACGGCCGGGACCCCCAGGCUUUGGCCAAGGCUGUUCAGAUCCACUAUGAUACCCAGCACACCAUGUACUUCGCCUGAGCUCGAGCACGUCAGCCAGUCCACCCGUGGAUUCCCUUUUUUUUCUGUCUCUUUAUCUCUUAUUUGCCAGUCUCUCUCUCUUCUUCUCCCAUAUCUCUCUCCUUGUAGUCUGUCUCUUUCUCUUCAUAACUCACUCUACAUUUUCUGAAUCUGCACCAAAGCAGCUCUUGGACAGGAGAAUCUGUUGUGUCUUCAUGUCCAGCAGUUUCUGUUUCAUGGAACAGUCUCCAACCAGCGUUCCCAAUUGAGCUGCCUUUCUAACCAGCAAUCCAGCACUGCGAACCCUGAGGGGGUUCCCAGUACACAAAAGAAAAAAGAAAAAAAAAACACGAAAAAACAAAAACAAACCAUACACAUACAUACUACAAGUUGAGCCAUUAUUUUUAGUUUGUUUUUGUUUUUUCUAUUUGAAUGUCUGCACUCUUGUGUUUGUAAGAUACACUGAGCAAGGGAGUGGACUGGCACAGCCUGUGCCAGCACAGCUCUUUAGCUCUCCCAGCUAAGCAGGACUCUUAUCUACUUUUACCUCAAAGCCCCUAUGGGCAAAAUCUGUCACAAGGUCUUGGGUUUAUUGGGUGGUGGGGAGGGAACUCUACAUGAAAAGAGAUGGAGGGGAGCUGACCUUUUGAGAAUGAUAUAUAUAUUUUUUCCUUUUUAUGAGCGUGUGUUUUAACUUUUUCUCCUUUACGGUCUUUUACAAGCGAGGUGACCUGGGUGUUCAUGCCCAUUAUUACUUUCCUCCCAUCUUAGCAAAGAAUAAGCAAGUCUGUAUGUGUGUGAGAGUGUGUGUGUGUGUGUGUGUGUGUGCGUGUGUGCGUGUGUGCGUGCGUGCGUGCGUGCGCAUCUCUGUAUAUACAUGUACUGCUGUAUGACAGUGUGUUUAUGUGUGCAUGUGUUUCAUGGCAGGCCACUGAAUUGUAAAGGGAAAUCAAGGAGAUAACUGCUGUAAAUGCCUCAGAUUUGUUGUUUUUAUAUUCACACAUACAGUACAAAUAAGCAUAUAUUUACAUCUAUAGAGCAACUUUGAGACAUAUGACUUAAACAGGCCUCAUAGAGGCUGGUGUGGGUAUUUGUAGCAGUCCUGGGUCACUUAUUAAUUGAAAUGCUUUGAGUUACGUUCUGAACGUCCAUGUAUUAGCCUGUAAGAUUGGUGGGAUUUGCGCCUUUGGGAGCCAGCUGCUCCUUUGUGCCUCAAAACAUCACUGAAUCCCAGAAAAGAUGAGUGACUUAAUCCAUUUCAAGUAGUAAGUGAAGUCAGGUCUGAUGUGUAGCAGUAGUAACCGUGGUCUGGCCUGUGACUGGCUCAGCAUUGGGACCUGUUGAAUGGCUGAAGGCAUUAGACACAGAGUAUGGUCUUAUCAGCCUUGCUUUCUGUGUACAAAAAGCGGGAUCUUAUUUUUCUUUGGACCUGAUUAUCUGAAAGAUUAUAUGAUGACACUGCUGGACGUUGCUUUUCUUUUCUUUUUUUAAAAAAAAGUAGUCUCAAGGGCCGGAAACCAACGUAGUUUUUUUUUUUGAGGUCUCCUUUGCUAAUACUGGCCAACUCAUUGCACUGACCCGGGACGCUAGGCAAGCAACAGAGGGCACUCUCAAUCUCUCUUACUUUUAUGCAUUUAUACAUAUGAAUCAACAAAGCAGAUUUGUAAAAGUUUAAUAUAAGAUGUUUUGUGGUUAUCUUAAAAAAACUGUUGUUUAGAAUUAGUAGUUUACCAUUGAUGUUGUUGUUGUUAUCGUUGUUGUCAAUGUUGUUACUAUUGUGAUGAAAUUUUACGGAUGGCAGCAAAGCCAGUUAUAUAGUUAUUAGUGCGACUUCAGGAAUAGACUUCGGUUGUUGAGCUGCAGGUUAAGGAGUAGAGCUUUGGGUUGGAAAUUUUUUUGUAGCAUUCUGGCUAAUGGUGAGAAGAAGUAGGUCCCAGGAUGGAUGAAUUCAUGCUUCCUCUGUAGGUUCUGAUGUGAGUAAAGAUUAGUGGCAGAUUUAAGGUAAUGUGUAGCACUCCAACUGGUUAAACAGAUCUGCCGCGGUGGAUAUCACUCAGCUGAUAUUGGUUGGUUUUGAUCAGACAGAUGGAGACAAUCAGGGAUUGAAAUCAGAGUGAACCUAGAUUAAGGGAUUUGUUAAAGCAGUUUGCGAUAGGCAAUGAGUUGAAUUUUUAGACUUUUUAAAAAUGGUUUCUAUUACUCUGUGUGUAUUUGAAGUAUACCCAUCUUAAAGUCUCUACUAUUUAACAGUGUUUGUUUCCUAUUUUUAUGCAUUUUUAACACUGGAUUAAAUGAAUUGACAAUAAGCAUAAGCACUGCCCUUGGACCCCCUGUACAAACACUCAGCAAACUGUUACCAUAGGAAAGAAUGGUGGUGUGAUGUGGUGACAGUUGCACAAGUGGUGCCCCCUGGUGUUGCGAUUGGAUAAAGAUGUUAGGACAGAGGGUUUGGAGAAACAGUCGGCGUGCACGCCUCAUCAGGGGGGGACAGCUCAGUGAAAACCCUUUUGUAAUAAACCACCCGUAAAGCAUCAGGUUUACUAUGAAUGAGUUUGAGCACCUGCCUGUUGAAGGCGUGGGCGUUGGCAUCGGCCAAGAGCAGAGAAGCAGUAAAUGAAGAGGGGUAGUGGUGGGGGGGAUUGGGAGGGUGUUGUCCAGGCAUUGCAUGCAAUAAGUCUAACUCUUUGUUAAAAGGGGGCAGAUCCGUUUUUAAAACAUGCACUAGUUUUACCAAGCCAAGUGGGCUGUGAUUGAAUAUUCAUCUGGCAUCUCUAAUAGGGAAUGAUUUGAUGUUUUAAAUGCUAAUAUUUGAUCAUUAAACUCCAGUCAGAUAAAUGAUCACUCCCUGUUUGUAACAUGACAUUGCAAAGCAAUAUUAACCCAGUUCUAGUUUUCAAAUGUGGAAAAACAAAGCUAUAAUUCUACUCAUUGUGGUUGUUGGUCUACUCUCGCUAUUGUGUCUCUGUACUUUUUAUUUUUUAAUUUUUUGUUUAUUUUAUUUGCUUGUAUCAAUCAGUGGGAAUGUGCAUUUGGUGGAAUAGUUAUGUAGGCUUUAGACAAUUUUCUUUCAAGUAACAAAAUUUAGACUUUGCUCGCCUGCAUGCCAGAGUAUUGUCCUUUUUAAGAAAAAAAAAGAAAAAAAUCUUUUUGGAAUCAUAUUUAUUAUGAGAAAGAAAAAAAUACAAAUGCUUUUUUUUCUGGGGGUAAAUGUUUAUCAACUUAGUGGGACUCUUUUAGGCUAGCAAUAUCUGUCCAGUCUCUCUAAGAUGUAGUUUAAAGAUUCCUACACAAAUGUCAGUAAUUUGGGAGGUACAAGCUGUUUUUUUUUUUUGUUUGUUUUUUUGAGGCGAGGGGAGGACGGCUCUUUGCGUCGUGUUCAAAUUCAAACGAGGUACUUUCUUCAAACGUGGACCCGUUAAAGACCGAACCCCCCCUCUCCUCUUUGCCAGGUUAACUGUAGCGAGCAUCCAUUUUGUCUCCUCGUUCCUGGUUUGUACCUGUGGCCACACCUUUUUAAUGAGGGAGGCUUUCCUGUCUCCAUGGCAACUCUGCCCACCCUUCACAAAUGCACUUCCUCUUUGUGAAGGGGGUCCCCAUGGCAUCGACGGAGCAGGAUUACCUCUUUUUAACCUUUUUAAAAAAGAUCCACAAUUCUUUCGGUGCCCCAAUAGAAAGAGAGCAUGAAUUAUUUUUUAAAUUCCUCUCACUUUGAUAUAUUGUUAUAUCUUAACGGAUUUGUAAUUUGACAUUGUGUAUUGUGUAUUUUAAUUUUAUUUUAUUUUCCCUUUUUGGUUCCUUUUUUGGGGUUUGUUAUAGCUCUGCUCUGUUUCUUUUUUUUCUGAUAGUGGUCUCUGAAGCUGUGUGUGAUUGUCUAAUAGCAAUAGAACCAUAGAAUUGGAACAUUCCAAUUCCUUGAAUGGAACGUUCUGAUCCUGUGAAUGAAUGGAGCCCUUUCUGACCAGUCGCGAGAGGGUGGGGCAUCUUCUUGCCCCGCCCCCUCCAGCGUAGGGCCAAUCACUCGCUGCUAUUGCUAUUAUGUGACAUGUUCAAAUACAUUUUUUUUAGCCUGCAGGGAAUUCUUGUGUUAAUGUGCAAAGUAAUAAAUUGGUAUUUUAUGCCUAUAA